Pimephales promelas (fathead minnow) is the source of this 4996-nucleotide messenger RNA. It is a transcript of the gene palb2, whose product is annotated as partner and localizer of BRCA2. Gene Ontology annotation, biological process: double-strand break repair via homologous recombination. Gene Ontology annotation, cellular component: nucleoplasm. Gene Ontology annotation, molecular function: DNA binding; protein binding. The record is from RefSeq and is a predicted model, not a curated record. Lineage: Eukaryota; Metazoa; Chordata; Actinopteri; Cypriniformes; Leuciscidae.
UAGCCAGAGCCAGAAAUGUGCUACUCAGAAAAAGUUUGCUAACAGACAUUACUAAAGAGUCCCGAGAAGGAUAAUGCAAACGUCUGUCUAAAUCUGAAUUCUGCUCUUCUAGAGGUCAUUUCAUCUAAUUAUAUGAUAGUUUAUAUGUAUAUUGUUAUAUCGUACAAGUUUAAUACCAUUAGCAAAAUCGAAUAGCAUUAUCCAAAAGUUCAUUCAGGUUCACAGAAUGUGAUCUCAUCUGUUAUCGAUUGUUUUUGUCUGCAGUCAGAACUCGCGGGAAGGUUGAGUCUCGUCAGGAAACAGAAAACAAACCCAACUUUUAAUAGUAAAAAUUUUCUCCUGGCAUAUUAGUUUACAGGAUGUCAGAGGAGCUUCUCCAUAACGAAGAUAAAGAGACACUGAGGAGACGACUGGAGCAUCUUAAGCGAGAGUAUGAGAGGACAGCACAGAGACUGCAGAGAGCAGAGCAUCAGGAUGCCACUUGCAGGCGUGUGCAGAACAGAGACUCUGACCACACCACAUUUACACAGAUUGAUUUUGGACACACAUCUGAGUCAUCUAUUGAGACUUCUUCCAUGCCGACGCCAGAAUAUUCUGAAAACCAUCAGAACCUGCAAUUACGGACCAACAUAGUUGCAGGAAGAAACAGCUCUGUACAGAAAAUCCCUGCCAUACAAUUGCAACUUGCAGAGAUUGCGUCCACACCGCCUCUGUGCUCCCCUGCAUGCAGGCGAAGCCCUGCCCACCGCCUGCGAUCUAAGCGCAGUCGAUUGCGCCUACAGAACAAAGAGCGAGAAUCAGACACUGACGUCAGCCAAGAGAAAGAAAGAGAUAGAAGUGGAGACCAUGUUCGUGAAAAGGGUAGUGAAUGUACUGAUAAAGAGAAUGGUCGGAAAGGAGUUAAGAAGGAAGAGAAGGACUGUGAAAAGAAAAAAGAAAGAAAAAUGAUGCCAGCUGAGGGGGAGAAAAAUCAGGAUAGGCCUAUAGGAGUCAGGACAGAUUGUAAAAUUGCUAAAGCAUCACAAGAACUGGAGGAUGAUGUAAAAAGAGAAGGGGAUUGUGAAUUAAACUCCUCUGUGAUCCAGUCAGAUAACAAACUAAUGAUUUCAAGGAAAGAAAAUCAUUUAGAAAUUCAAAACAUACACUGUAGCCAGGAAGAGGUUAACAUAUCUCUGAUUGAUUGGCCUGUUGAGAAAAAAAUACAGUCAAGAUCUUUUCCUCAGGCAGUACAGAUUACAGACAAAUCAGAAGAGAUGCUUAAACAAACUAACCAGUCGUUCACAGACUCAAAUAAAGGUUAUGAUGACCGGAUAGAUAGUAAAGAUUCCUCGUUUUCAUCUGGCAUUCUGGACUCUUGUACGCUGGUUGAGGGUUUACCGUUUCCUGUGGAGUAUUAUAUUCGGACAACACGACGUAUGGCUGCAUCUCACAGCUCUAUCGAUCUAGAUGCUGUGAUUUACAGCCAGCUCACUGGGGGGCGGGGCAGACGCAGGCUCAGCCAAUCGCAAGUGAGCGGUAAAGGUCACAUGACCCCAGAGCGUUCAGAAUCAAUCUGCAAGUCCACAGACCAGGCCAGACGCAGAGGAAGAGGUCGGAGAGGGAGAAGAGGCCGUAGAAGAAGCACUAUAGUUAGAUCCUCAUGUGCCAAAGCUGCUCUAGAUAUUACAAUAUCAAAUCCUGCAAGUGAUUCUCAAGCAGAUUCAGAUUCUCUAAUAGAAUCAAAGUCUGACACUGAAUCUCUCAGCCUAUCAGAAUUGGUCCUCGAACAGCCACAGGGAGAAUCUCGGUCAAUCCAGUCACCUGGGCCUAUAGUGAGUUUGAGGACAAGUCCGGAGCAAGGAGUUACUCAAGAUUUUGAGCAUUUCCCAGAUUCUCUUGAUUCCCAACUUCUUGUGGAUUCUGAUUUGUAUCAGGCCAGAUGCAGAGGAAAAGGUCAGAGAGGGAGGAGAGGCCGUCGAAGAAGCACUAUAGGUAGAUCGUCAUGUGCCAAAGCUGCUCUAGAUUGUACAAUAUCACAUCUUGCAAAUGAUUCUCAAGGAGAUUCAGAGUCUCUUAUCGAAUCAAAAUUUGACACUGAAUCACCCAGCCAAUCACAGUUGGUCCUUGAACGGCCACAGUCAAAUUCUUGUCUAAUCCAGUCGCCUGGGCCUACCGUGAAUUUGAAGACAUGUCCAGAGCAAGGAGUUACUCAAGAUUUUAAGCAUCUCCCAGAUUCUCAGCUUUACUUUGAUAGCCAACUUCUCCCGGGUUCAAAUUUAUACCCUAUUUUCCGAAGAAAACGUGGACAAACUGGAAGAGAGUUUCAGACAAGUUCUAAUAAAGAUGAUCAGUCACCUCUUCUGCCAUCAUUAGCUUCACUCAUUCAAGCUCUGCAAGAAAAGGAUAUGAAAGCUAGACUGUUGGCCGCUGUUGAUAUCCAGGAUUUCCACCUACCUGAUGAGGAUUUUGGACAACUAAAGCUCAAACUACUGCACUCGUCAGCUUCAGCCGUAGAACCCUUCUCACAGCGUCCCCUAGUGUACAACACACGGCAGCGCAGCAGGUGCCAGAGAGUGAGUGGAAGAAUAAGUAAUUGUGAAGUACGCUACUCAGAGAGUGAACUUUUUACUCCAGAACCCUUAACUACCACUUCCCAUGAGGAUAGUUUACCACUUUGUCAGUCAGACCCCACUGACCAAUCACAAACAGAAACACAGAAGGGCCUCAACGUUGUAAAUGAAAUAAAGACCAUCUCUUCAGUUCUGAUGGACAGCAGACAGAUUUGCCAAACUGAAACAGACAAAGGAAUAUGUAAUGAGAGAAAAGUGAAAUCUUCUGAAUCUGAAAACAUUAGUGAGCUUCACGUAAACCAGAUGCUAAAAGAAUCACACAUGCUCUCUGAGAACACCUUACUUUGCCCCGAGAUACUGAAUUUAAGUCCAUCUCUGACCCCACAAAUACAGAAAGGUCAAGAUCCUCUUCUACCAUCUUUGGGAAUGUCCCCUCACUUUUUGAUUCCAGGUUCACCCAUAGACCUCCGGUCACCUCUCUUUUCUUCAUCUGGUGUCCUUAGGUCUCCCUCUUCAGUCUCACUUAAGGGAUGUGUGUCUCCAGAAUCAGUCUCAGGGAACAAAAAUGGUUUCUUUACUAGAAGUGGAGAUCAGGGAGGUUCUGAAACACAGAAUCAAACUCAAAUGAGUCAAGAAACAAUGACAAAAGUUCAAAAAAGUGUGAAACCAGGUACACCAUCCCACAACAACACUACAAUGGAAUAUGAAAACUUAAACGAACCUGAAAGAGAGUCCUCGUGCAUCUUGGAAAAUGAACUGGAACGUGAAUGCGGUUUUGAUACGGAAAGCAAUCUUGAAUGUGGAAAUAAAAUCAAGUGCACACCAGAAAAUGAAGUUCAAGUCGACAUUAUUCCUGAACCAGGGAGUUUUAAAAAUCUGUCCGAGUCUGAAAUCCAAACCCAGAACGAAUUUGAAAUGGAGAUUCAAAGAUUAGAAAUCCAAAGUAAUGCCAUUACAAAUGUGAAACAGUUUAAAUCUGGUAAUGUAUGUCAAACUCAAGUUGAGACAACCUCUUUGGACACUUCCACCAAUCGGAGAACGGAAACAACGACAGUUUCCGACGAUAACAGAACUCAGUCAGAGGAACGUAACACUGAAGAAUCCAACAAUCGGGCAUUGCGUGAGGAAACCCCAACUGCCACAUCAUUCUCUGACGGAGCUGGCUGUUCUGCAGUCCUGCGAGAGAUACACACUUUUAAGGCACUGGAGGGCGGAUGCGUGUUGGACUUGUGUUUGGUGCGAUGGCUGUCGGAGGACUGGUGCAUUUGUGUGGCAGGAGAAUGGAGCGUUUGUCUUUGGGCUCAGAUGAAGGGAGUUCAAACGUGGAGUCUUUUACACACCUGGACAUUUGCACAGCCCGUCAUGUCUUUGCAAGAGAUUCCGGACUCUUCAGGCUUGCUUUGUGUGACUCUGGGUCACUUGGAAAUCACAGAAGCAAGAGUGCUCUGCUGUCCAAGUAUGGAUGGGACGUUCUCUCAGAAUGUGGUGUCCAAGGACACAUUGCAAGCAGUGGUGGGUGUGUCUAACUGUCGGCUUGUGUGUUGUUCCACCCCUGGAGAUCAACAAAGAGUCAAUGUGUUAACAGUGACUCAAGAGGGAAGGGUAGUGAACACUCUUCCCUUUGUCACUGCUAAGCAGAACAUUCGGACCCUUGCCGUUGUAGAGGGUGAAAAAGAUGCUCUGAUUGGUUGGACAGAAUGUAAAACCCUCCUCAUAUGGAGCAUAAAUUCAGGCCAGCUGCUUCAAACUAUAAACCUGGAAAAGACUUUAACCAUGACAAACUGCAUGAGGGGAUAUUCUUACAGAGGUGUGCUGUGUGCAUUGCUUCAAAAUGCAGGAAAUGUGUGCGAUGAAGAGAGUAACGCAUCCCUUUUUACUCUGAUUGCAACAAAUCCUCUCACUGGCAAACACAUCACACUGACCUCUAUAAACUAUCCUGAUCAACACAAACAGCAGUUAAUAGAUGGGGAUGUCUUGGGCUCUGGGCUUGUUGGCGUUUUUCAGUCUGGUCAUCUUGCUGUUUGGGAUCUCAGAGGAAGCGUGGCUAAAGCUGUUGUUGUGUUGGAUGAGUUGUGUCGACUAGCUCGAUGGGCAGGGCCAAACACUCUGCUGACGGGAUAUCUAAAUGGGGAUGUUAGUGUGUUUCAUUAUAAAUCUACAUAAACGGAUCCUCUUUAAUUACUUGUUAAAUGGAAAAAAAGACGUGUUAUUUAACACCAUUGUUAAACAAUACAAAAUCUUACACUGUUAAAAUCAUAAAAAAACCCUCAAGGAAUAUCAAGAUUACACAAGAUAGAUUUGUAAAUGUGUGAUUGUGUUUAGUUGUUAAAUUUUAAUACUGGCACAGCUAUUUGUUUGUUAAUAUAUGCAUAACCAGAGAAAUAUUUGUACUUUUUGGAUGUGAUAUGUAAAAAUAUGUUUUACAAAAUAAAAUAUGAUUCUGGGAA